Messenger RNA from Williopsis jadinii, 1218 nucleotides. Its product is annotated as BAR and SH3 domains-containing protein. Gene Ontology annotation, molecular function: lipid binding; protein binding. Bases 1 to 1218 code for a protein of 405 amino acids. The record is from RefSeq and is a predicted model, not a curated record. The transcript has a single exon. Gene Ontology annotation, biological process: actin cortical patch localization; plasma membrane tubulation; endocytosis. Gene Ontology annotation, cellular component: medial cortex; mating projection tip; Rvs161p-Rvs167p complex. Lineage: Eukaryota; Fungi; Ascomycota; Saccharomycetes; Phaffomycetales; Wickerhamomycetaceae.
AUGAGCUUCUCUAACCUCGAUGACAGGUUCCAGUGUAUGGUUCACGAAUUGCGCAACGAUACGGACUGGGUUAACUUCAAGAGGUCUUUGGUGAGGGCUCCCCAGAUCAUUAGACAGAAGUUGAGCACUGGUGGUGAGCAGUUACCGCCAGAUGAGACGUUUGACCUGCUACAUAGCAAGUUCAUGGUUGUGGAGCAGCUGGUGAAAACAUUGGACACGGAAGUCUCCAAGUAUACAGUGCUUACGAAGUUGUUUCUACUCCAUUCUGUGGGCAUUGCUAAGGGCUUCAGCACAGUAUUUGAGCCAUCUUUGUCAAUAUCACCGUUAACAGCUUCGUCAGCAGAUGCUAGGCUGCACAAGUGCUUUGAAUUGACGGUGGUGAUGGAUGAGAGCUUGAGGUCGAUACAUGAAAGAGUUGAGCCGGUUUUGGACUUGAUUUUGAACAACGCUAGAGAGUCUGUCUCAAAGUUGUUGGUGAUCUGUAGAGGGAUCAAGCAUAGCAUCAGAGAGAGAGACUUCAUCAUAUUGGACGUCAACAGGUAUAUGGGCCAUGUAAGUCUAUUGGAUAGCAAGAAACAAGAGAAGUUAAGCCUCAAGCAAGAACAGAACUUGGUGCGUUAUCAAAAGAACUUGGAGCUUUCAAACAUCAAAUACGAAAGAAUCAAUUCACUGCUAAAGCUCGAGCUUCCAAAGUUCUUCGAACUGGUUUCAGGCUUCAUACGCCCUUUCCAUUUGACAUUGUAUUUCCUCCAGCUCAACAUCUACUACGAGUUAUUAGGAUUGAACGAAACAGCACAUGAGAGGUUCAAAUUGAAGACUAAGGAGUGUCAAAUGACUCCAAACGAUUUUGCAAUACAUUUGAUUGAGGACUAUACCAAGGCUAUUGGAAGCACUAAGCUGACGAUUGAUCAUCUCAUGAUCACUAAAAGUGUUUUAGAAAGGCAGACCCUUCAGUUGAAUGGCACUUUCAAAUCUCUUUUGGUGAAUGAUACAACAGAUGUUGAGUCACGUGCAGAUACUCAAGCAUCUAUUAGAACACCGUUGAACUAUUGUACGCUGAAAUUCAACUAUACGGCUCAGCAGGAUGGUGAUUUGUCAUUUGUUAAAGGUGAACGAAUUCUCAUAUUGGAUCAAACCUUUAACAAUGACUGGUGGAAAGGUGAAACAUCAAAUGGUAUCAUUGGUUUAUUCCCAAGGAACUACGUUGAUGUUGAUUAA